AUGGGGACAAGGUUGAAAUUCAUUACCAUUUUUCAUCCCCAGUCCGAUGGGAAGUCUGAGAGGACCAUUAAGAUUCUGGAAGACAUGUUGAGAUGUUGUGCUUUGGACUUUUUGGAAUCUCCCUUGCACUGGGAUGAGGAUGGAGAAAAGAAGAUUUUAGGCCCCGAGGCUAUUAGGGAAGCCAGCGAGGCGAUUGACAAAAUUCGCCAAAGGAAAAUUACUGCUCAAAGUAGGCAAAAGAGCUACGCAGCUCUUAAGAGAAGAGACAUCGAGUUUUUUGUAGGCAAGGUUUUGUUCUGGAGAGUCUUACCAAUGAAAGGUGUUAUGCGUUUUGGGAAGAAAGGGGAGUUGAGCCUGAGAUUUAUAGGUCCAUUUGAGAUUUUGGACAGAGUUGGGCAAGUUGCAUACCGUUUAGCAUUGCCCCCGGUACUAGCCCAAACACAUAAUGUCUUUCAUAUCUCGAUGUUGCGUAAGUAUGUGUCGAAUCCCUCUCAUGUUUUGAUUUAUGAGUCAUUACAGUUGAAGCAUGACAUGAGUUACAAUGAGCAACCAAAGCGUAUCAUUGAAAAACAAAUAAAGGAACUGUGA
Humulus lupulus (European hop) is the source of this 588-nucleotide messenger RNA. RefSeq lists its product as uncharacterized. Gene Ontology annotation, molecular function: nucleic acid binding. The transcript has 2 exons. NCBI's taxonomy places the organism in Eukaryota, Viridiplantae, Streptophyta, Magnoliopsida, Rosales, Cannabaceae. Bases 1 to 588 code for a protein of 195 amino acids. The record is from RefSeq and is a predicted model, not a curated record.